This is a messenger RNA of Xenopus tropicalis (tropical clawed frog), 421 nucleotides long. It is a transcript of the gene cox7a1, whose product is annotated as cytochrome c oxidase subunit 7A1. NCBI's taxonomy places the organism in Eukaryota, Metazoa, Chordata, Amphibia, Anura, Pipidae. The transcript is spliced from 4 exons. The record is from RefSeq and is a predicted model, not a curated record. Bases 90 to 338 code for a protein of 82 amino acids. Gene Ontology annotation, cellular component: respiratory chain complex IV; mitochondrial inner membrane. Gene Ontology annotation, biological process: mitochondrial electron transport, cytochrome c to oxygen.
UUUUGGAUUAGGUUAUAUGGGUACGGGUGCCCUUGUGAGAAGUCAUAGAGAGGACAGCAGGGACAGAGCGUGACUGAAGAGCUUGCAGCAUGAGAAAUUAUCGGGUCCUGGGGCAACAACUGCUGAGAACCUUUUCCAGCUCCAGUAGGAAUCAGGUUCAGAACCGUGUGCUUGAAAAACAGAAGAUAUUUCAGGCAAAUAAUGACCUACCUGUUCACCUAAAAGGAGGAUCAGGAGAUGCCAUUUUGUACCGAAUUACAAUGGCAAUCAGCAUUGCAGGGACCUGUCUUUCAAUCUUCCAGCUGUUCAAAGCAGCUCAACCAAAGAAGGUGAAAUGACCUUAUUUCCCUGGAUCAUGAAUUAAACCAGGACUGAAGAGCUCAGGAGGGAAAAUUUUCAAUUAAAAUGCAAGGCAUGUGCA